This is a messenger RNA of Elaeis guineensis (African oil palm), 2648 nucleotides long. Its product is annotated as polygalacturonate 4-alpha-galacturonosyltransferase. Gene Ontology annotation, molecular function: polygalacturonate 4-alpha-galacturonosyltransferase activity. The record is from RefSeq and is a predicted model, not a curated record. Lineage: Eukaryota; Viridiplantae; Streptophyta; Magnoliopsida; Arecales; Arecaceae.
CACGACCCACGAACCACGAUUACGUUUUGCUCUAUUGGCUUCUAUCUUUGAUUUCCUAUAUUUUUUUGCUUUUCCUUUCUCAGUUGCCAGACAAAUUCCAUUCGUCGCUACCGUUCCUCUGGCAUUCCUCCUCCGUGCGGAUGCCUCCUCCCCAACCCGUCUCAUCUCCCCACCACUCCAACCUACUAGAACCCAACUCCGAGCACAAUUCAACGGAUCCCUGACCGGCUCGGAUUCAUUACGCCAAUGCGCCCUUCCAAGCGCCUCCCCGAGGCCGCCGCCGCCGCCGCCGGUGGGAUCCAGAGGAGUCGCGGCGCCGCCGUCGUCAAACUCGCCGCCCUCCUUCUCCUCUCCGUUCUCUCGCCGCUGCUCUUCUUGGCGGCGCGAGGCAUUCGCACCUCCGUCUUGGCUGAUUGGGAGGGCAUCCGACACAUUUCAAGCAAGCCGAUUGUUGAUUGGAGGGAACAAUUGGCCAUGCAACACAUGAAAUCUAUUUUCACAGAGGAGGUAAUUGAUAUCAUAUCUGCAACCAGACAUGACUUAGGACCAUGGAGUCUUGAUUCAGCCAGGAAAAACCAUAUAUCAUCUUCGUGGAAAGUUGGUGGACAGGAUGAAGCUUCUCAGAACUUGACCAUUUCAGAUCCGAUUCAAGCAGCUUCUGAUGUUGCACAAAAGGCCUCCCAUUCCAAAUUAGAAAUUGCUACUGCAGUUGGUGAUUUGCUAGCAAUAGAUAAAGCGAUUAAAAAUGAUUCUGAUGGACAUCUUCUUGACAAUCCAGUAAUACUUACCAGAAGGCGAUUGAGAGAGAAAAGACGAGAAAGAAGAGCAGUAGAGUUGGUCCAGCAGAAUGAUGAAGCAUUGGUGAAACUUGAAAAUGCUGCCAUUCAACGCUCGAAAGGUGUAAACUCUGCAGUUCUUGGAAAAUAUAGCAUAUGGAGGAAAGAUAAUGAGAAUGAGAACUCUGAUUCAACCGUAAGGUUGAUGCGAGACCAAAUGAUCAUGGCUAGAGUUUAUUUAGUUAUUGCUAAGUCCAAGGAUAAGACUGAUCUUUAUCAGGAACUUCAGAAUCGGCUAAAGGAAAGCCAAAGUGCACUUGGAGAGGCCAAUGCUGAUUCCGAGCUCCACCAAAGCGCACCUAAGAGAAUAAAAGAAAUGGGUCAGGUUUUGUCAAAAGCAAGAGAACAAUUGUAUGAUUGUAAGGCAGUAACUCAGAAGCUCAGAGCGAUGCUUCAAUCAGCAGACACACAGGUUAGGAGCUUAAAGAAACAGAGCACUUUCCUAAGCCAGUUGGCUGCAAAAACAAUUCCCAAUGGGAUCCACUGCUUAUCUAUGCGCUUAAGCAUAGCCUACUAUCUCCUCCCUCCAGAAAAAAGGAAAUUUCCAAGGAGUGAGAAUUUGGAAGAUCCGAAUCUUUACCAUUAUGCGCUCUUUUCUGACAAUGUUUUAGCUGCAUCGGUUGUUGUGAACUCAACAAUCACAAAUGCCAAGGAGCCAGAAAAACAUGUCUUCCAUCUGGUCACCGAUAAACUGAACUUUGGAGCCAUGAACAUGUGGUUUCUGUUGAAUCCGCCUGGAAAAGCAACCAUUCAUGUUGAAAAUGUGGAUGAAUUUAAAUGGCUGAACUCAUCAUAUUGUCCAGUUUUACGACAGCUAGAGUCUGCUGCAAUGAAAGAGUACUAUUUUAAAGCUGGUCAUCAUACUACUCUCUCAGCAGGUUCUUCGAAUUUAAAAUACCGGAACCCAAAAUACCUUUCAAUGCUAAACCAUCUAAGGUUCUACCUUCCACAGGUUUAUCCCAAAUUGAAUAAAAUCCUGUUUCUGGAUGAUGACAUUGUUGUCCAGAAGGAUUUGACAGCUUUGUGGUUCAUAGAUCUCAGGGGAAAUGUAAAUGGUGCUGUAGAGACGUGUGGACAGAGUUUUCAUCGGUUUGACAAAUACCUCAAUUUUUCAAACCCUCACAUUGCGAAAAACUUUGAUCCAAAUGCAUGUGGUUGGGCUUAUGGAAUGAAUAUGUUUGAUCUAAAUGAAUGGAAGAAGAAAGAUAUUACUGGGAUUUAUCACAAGUGGCAGUCAUUGAACGAGAACAGGGCUCUAUGGAAACUUGGUACACUUCCUCCUGGACUGUUGACAUUCUACAAGUUGACUCAUCCACUGGACAAGUCAUGGCAUGUUCUUGGCUUGGGGUAUAAUCCAAGCAUUGAUCGCUCAGAGAUUGAGAAUGCUGCUGUCAUUCAUUAUAAUGGGAAUUUGAAGCCUUGGUUGGAGAUUGGAAUGACGAAGUACAGGAACUACUGGACCAGAUACAUCAAAUAUGACCACCCAUAUGUUAAGAUAUGCAACCUUAGUCGAUAGUCAGACAUGGCGUGAUUGCUUGCAGGAUAUGCUUUUGCCCUGAAAGUAGGGAGGGUGCUUCUGUUGUGAAGCUGGAGAAUAUUAGAUUUUUUGCUAGCCAUUCUGCCUUGUUCCAUUCUUACUGCUUACUCUCAUUUUCCUUUUGCCGCACAUUUUGCUUUUCUAUUCCACAUUUUUCUUCUUUUAUGCUUCAAUGGUAUUGAGUGCUGACAAUUGUUAUGUGGUUCUAUGCAUGCAUGUACUUGGAAUAUAAUUAGAAGAUUGCUGGAAAUGUAUGAUGCAAUGUCGUUCUUCCA